AUGACGACUGAGAAAGCCAUGAGUGAAAUUUUCAAACCCGUAAUGAAUCCUUUGGAGAAGUUGGUUGAUCAGUCAGUAAAACAGGAAUCAGCUAUCAAGAAAGAACCGAAUGAGGAGUCUUCCGUGAAAAAAGAAGAUGAAUUUAUCGAUAACGAAGAUGAUGAAUUCGAACGUUCGUUUCAAACGGCUCACGGGGAUAUCUCGGAAGAGGAUAUUAGUUUUGAGGAUGAUGAUGAUAGUAUUAAACGUGAUGAUUUGUCUCAAAAUUACUUAAAUAUGUUUGACACGGUGGAAAAGAAAGAGCUGGAUACAUCGUAUGGAGAUACACUAGCAGAAUUGACGAUGCGUAAUUCUGAAAUCAUUGCACAAUUGGAAGACAGACUGAUAGCAUUGGAAAAAAUCCAUAAUAUAAGCCAAAAACAUCGAGUUGAUGAUAGCGAACUUUCAGACAAAAAUAAACGAGAAACGAAUCGUGAAUCCGAGCAUUUCGCAAUUUUCAAGUAA
Messenger RNA from Venturia canescens, 504 nucleotides. Its product is annotated as LIM/homeobox protein Lhx3-like. The record is from RefSeq and is a predicted model, not a curated record. The transcript is spliced from 2 exons. The coding region runs from base 1 to 504 and encodes 167 amino acids. Lineage: Eukaryota; Metazoa; Arthropoda; Insecta; Hymenoptera; Ichneumonidae.